AGUGGCUCUGGCGCCAUUCCUACCCCUCCCCCUGCACCUACCUCUUCCUCCUCUGACCCCUAUGCUGCUGGCCUCCGUGCUACCAUUGCUGAAACCGAACGAAUUGCGGCUACGGCCCAAGCAACUGCCACUGCUGCCCCUGACAAUGCUGCUGCCCGUGACUUAGCUCGCGUUCUUUCUGAGUCCCUCGAGAGCGCCCGCAAGCGCCUUGCUGAUCAUCUUGCUGCCUCCUCUCCUCCCUCUACCUCUACGCCUUUUUCCUCUGCUCCAUCUCACUCUGACCUCCUCGCUGACUGGCAUGUUGCCAACGCGCGCGCAUGUCAGAUCAUCCUUGCCUGCCUGCCGCCAACUCUUCUCUCUCAGUGCUUGCACAUCCGCUACGCCAAGGACCUCCUUGGCUAUCUCACUGAGCGCUUCCAAUCACAGACUCCCAUCAGUGUCAUUGCUGUCUUACGCAAGCUCACCUCCCAGCGCCUUGCCGACUUCCCCACCAUGGCCGACUACAUCGCUCGUGUUCAGGCACUGUCCUCCCAACUUGCCGCCCAGAAGUUUGAGAUUUCCGAUCAUGUAUGCGGUGCUCUCCUCCUCACAGGCCUCACUCCUGAGUACAGUGUUCAUGUCACCCUCUACGGUGAGCCCCCUGCCGACCAGUGGUUGUUCUCCCAUGUCUCUGCCUUCCUCCUCCAGGCAGAGCUCAACCUCCGCAGCUGCCCUCCCACUGCCGCGGCUGUCACUCCCUCUUCCGCCCCCCCUCCUCUCCCCACCACCACUGCCGUUGCUGCUUCCUCUCGCCCUCGCAACACCUUUCCUCCUUGCACCUACAUCAUUCUCUAG
Messenger RNA from Closterium sp. Naga37s-1, 834 nucleotides. NCBI's taxonomy places the organism in Eukaryota, Viridiplantae, Streptophyta, Zygnematophyceae, Desmidiales, Closteriaceae. The record is from the annotation of a GenBank genome assembly.